AUUGGCCGCGCGGAGGGUUGGGUUGGCCACUCGCUGCUGCUCGCUGCGCACACUGGAUAUGGAUCAGGACGCAGCGCGCCUCGCCGCUGUCUUCCGCGCACAGGCUGCACAGCGCGGCGCGUAACCGGUGCCCAGAUGAACCAGCGUCCCCCCGGCUCCUCCGGCGUGCAAUGGCUUAACAGGAGAGACAUGAGUGUCCGGGCGGAGGACAGCAUCUCCCUGUGCCAGAGGGCUCUGCAGAUCGUCACGGAACUUUGUCUCACGGGCCACGUCGACCGGGAGAAAUGCUCGGAUAUAUUCCCCCUGGAGAGCAACAUACCAGGUAAAGGACACGCAGACAUCUCUAUUAGUCUGCUUGCCGUGGUCGUAGGUUUCUGUGGCCUCGCCCUGUUGGUAGUCUCUCUCUUUGUCUUUUGGAAGCUGUGCUGGCCCAUCUGGAGGAGCAAAGCUCUGUCAGCCCAUGCGGAGAAUGGUCUCCAUGUGGGCUUCCCCGUGGCGCCUCCACCCAACCCCCCGCCGAUCACCGAGUGCAAGGCGCCAGAGGUGGAGAAGAAGCGCCCGCCGGAAGCGAAGGUGGGAUGCCGGAGCACGGUCAAGCUCCUGGAGGCGGCCAUGAAGAUCAGCCAGACGUCCCCGGACAUCCCUGCCGAGGUGCAGACGGCCCUGAGGGAGAAGCUCACCCAGCAAGCUAAGAUCCAGAGGCAGACCACAGAUCCCACCUCCUCCUCCAGGCACAAUUCAUUCAGGCGCCACCUGCCUCGUCAGAUGAAUGUCACCAGCGUUGACUUCAGCAUGGACGCCGUGCCUCUCCGCCAGUCCUCCACGGUGAGCAUCGGAAGAAUCAAACCUGAACUCUACAAGCAGAAGUCUGUGGACUCGGAGGGCGAGGCCAGGGAGCCCGUGGAGACGUGCGGGAAGCUGAGCUUCUCGCUGCUCUACGACUACGAGGAGCAGGCUCUGGUGGUGAGGAUCCUCAAGGCCUUGGACCUGCCCGCCAAGGACUUCACGGGCACCUCCGACCCGUACGUGAAGAUCUACCUGCUGCCGGAGAGGAAGAAGAAGUUCCAGACGCGCGUCCACCGCAAGAACCUGAACCCCAUGUUCGACGAGACCUUCCGCUUCCCCGUGGUGUACGACGAGAUCUGCAACCGCAAGCUGCACUUCAGUGUGUACGACUUCGACCGCUUCACCAGCCACGACAUGAUCGGCGAGGUGGUGGUGGACAACCUCUUUGAACUCUCGGAUCUUUCCAGGGAGGCGGUGGUGUGGAAGGAUAUUCAUGCAGCGACCACAGAGAGCGUGGACCUCGGAGAGAUCAUGUACUCGCUGUGCUACCUCCCCACAGCGGGGAGAAUGACCCUCACAGUCAUCAAAUGCAGAAACCUCAAAGCCAUGGACAUCACAGGCUCCUCAGAUCCGUAUGUCAAGGUGUAUCUGAUCUGCGACGGGCGGAGGUUGAAGAAGCGGAAAACAACGACCAAGAAGAGCACGCUGAACCCCGUGUACAACGAGGCCAUCAUCUUCGACAUCCCCCCCGAGAACGUGGAACAAGUCAGCUUGUCCAUCAUGGUGAUGGACUACGACCGGGUUGGACACAAUGAGGUGAUCGGGGUGUGUCGCGCCGGGCCGGACGCCGAGGGCCUCGGACGGGAUCACUGGAACGAAAUGCUGGCGUAUCCACGGAAGCCCAUCACCCACUGGCAUGCGCUGGGAGAGUGGCCCGGACGAGCAGUGAGCUUUGAGAGUCAAGGUUCGUGUCCGUCCCCCAAACCGCCGCCGACGCCCUGACGACCACAGGUAGAGUGACAACGGGACUGUGAGAGAAAACAGACGUUUGCUUAGAGCUGCUGCGAAGCUGUGUUGCCUAUUUGUGAUCACGUUGUGCGAAAAAAACUGAAUCCAUUCCAACAAGGUUGUGAUGAAACUGUGUGUAUUCACUCAUUCGAGCUGCAGCUCUUGAAGGGCUCCACAGAGCCGGCUAUGCACAGCACCAACUGUCACUCAACUCGAGAGUUCGUUUUCCCCUACGGCUGCUCUGAAGUUUUGUUUUGUCGGACCACAUGAAUAGUAGACUUCGCUGCGAGCUGUCCUCGGCGAUUCACCUCCAGCUAUUCAAUCAGUAUUAUCCGGCCCUGAAGUGGAGUUAUAGAGCUGGAGUGAAAUCGCACUUUUACCUUGAAAUGGCACAAAGGCCAAAGGGCUACUCUGCUCAGUGCCAUCAAAGCGUUAACUUGAUUGAGAAUUAGUCUUUAAAGUGGAUAUAUUAUAAAAACUCCACUUUUGUAGUGCUUCUACACGUUAAUAUGGGUAUCUGGCUUGUCUACCAUCCGAAAAACCCUGGAAAAAAAAAACUCCCGCGAUUUGAUGUGGUUCCUCUAUGUCAGAAACGAUCCGCUAGAGUGCGUCGAAUGGGAUUACGACCGAAAUAAACGUCAUAGUCCCACCAUGCCCAUAUAGGGAGUCUCGCUACAUGGCCUUGGACGAGCGAGCUAACGCUAGCCGAGCUCGCGAGCCAAUAACCGGCCAGUGGACAGGACUCUUGGAUCUGGAGAAGCAGAAACAUGUAGCAGACAUAUGUACAGAGAGAGGAAGAGCAACUAGAUUCAAGAUGUGUUUGAACUAUAAAGUGAAGUCGUUUCCAAAAACCGGGAAAACCUGAUUUUAGACAACAAUUCUCAUAUUUAUUUUUGUAUUCACCAGAUAGAUAUCAGAAUAUGAUAAGAAGUAGCAUAUAGAAAUGAUUUAAUCCUCCUCUCAUUCUACAGGUGUAUUUGAAUAUUAGGUAUAUUCACUACCUAUGAUUAAUUCCCUUGUGUUUCUACUUCAAGAAUUAGCGCUAAAAAGAUAAAAUACAUGUUAAAUACAUUUAACAUCAAUGUUUAAACAUAUGAGGAGCACAGUAUCCAGAUUGUAACUGAACUUUUCAGUCUUCAACUCAUUCUUCAUAUUCAUUCAACACACAGAUCCGUCCUCAUCCUGAAAACAUGUUUCUUGUGCAGUGUUAAAAGUGAAACACAGAGUUUAAAAUGUGAACAAAAAAGAAGGAAACUAAGCAGGUACAGUAAACUGGGAUCAUGUAUCAUACUGGUGAUGUUAUAAUAUAUAAUAUUAUUUAUGCAGCAAUCGAGUGCACAUUAAAGGCCCAGAACAAUGUCCUGAUUUUAAACU
Messenger RNA from Platichthys flesus (European flounder), 3168 nucleotides. It is a transcript of the gene syt10, whose product is annotated as synaptotagmin X. Bases 136 to 1788 code for a protein of 550 amino acids. The record is from RefSeq and is a predicted model, not a curated record. Gene Ontology annotation, cellular component: membrane. Lineage: Eukaryota; Metazoa; Chordata; Actinopteri; Pleuronectiformes; Pleuronectidae. Gene Ontology annotation, biological process: calcium-ion regulated exocytosis; regulation of dopamine secretion; cellular response to calcium ion. The transcript is spliced from 7 exons. Gene Ontology annotation, molecular function: clathrin binding; syntaxin binding; calcium ion binding.